Molecule: messenger RNA, 1056 nt
Organism: Zophobas morio
Lineage: Eukaryota; Metazoa; Arthropoda; Insecta; Coleoptera; Tenebrionidae
Product: putative nuclease HARBI1
Exons: 3
Coding region: 1-1056 (351 amino acids)
Source: RefSeq, a predicted model, not a curated record
AUGAACCUAUUUGAUGAUUUUUUCGAAGAAUAUCAAGACAACGACAAUGACAAUGCUAUCCCUGUUCGUGUACCUAAACGUUACAUCCGCGACGGACAAGAUCCUUUUGAGUAUUACCACGAGGAACAGUUUCAAAUGCGUUUUUAUUUCAGUAACCGUGUUGUGCGAAACACGUUGUUGCCAUUGAUCAGGCAUUCGUUAGAAAAAAUAAAUAAUAGAGGUUUACCAGUACCUUCCGUUUUACAACUGCUUCUAACUUUGCGAUUCUAUGCUACUGGAAAUUUUCAGAUGGUGGAUGGUGAUUUGCGAGGAAUUAGUCAAGUCACCACUUCGUUAACAAUUAAAAGAGUAUCUAUAGCGAUCGCAGAACAUUUGCAAGAAUUUAUCCACUUUCCGAAUACACCUAACGGUCAAAGAGCAAAUAUAAUGGCUUUUCAUAAUAUUAGAGGAUUUCCUUCUGUAGCUGGAUGUGUCGAUGGUACUGAUAUACCAAUAAAAAAUCCAGGGGGGAAUAAUGCCGAAGUUUUUAGAAACAGAAAAGGUCAAUUUUCUUUGAACGUGCAGGUUAUAGCAGGACCAAAGUUAGAAAUUUUAAAUAUUGUUGUGCCUCAUCCUGGAUCGACACAUGACAGUGUUAUUUUUAACCGCAGUUCUGCUAGAAUUGAAUUUGAACAACGCCAAGUGCUUGGUCUGCUUUUGGGUGAUAGCGCUUAUGCUUGUCGUCCAUAUUUAUUGACACCCCUUCUUAACAUAGAAAAUAACCAAGAAAGGCGAUAUAAUCAGUCUCAUAAAACGACAAGAAAUGUCGUAGAAAGAUGUUUUGGAAGAUGGAAAAGACGAUUUCCUUGUCUUUCUAGAACGUUAAGAAACAAGCUAGAAACCUCACAAAUUAUUAUAUGUGCGACUGCUGUGUUGCAUAAUAUUGGAAUAUUUUUAAAUGAUGAUAUUCCGUUCGAUGAAGAUAUUCCACCCGAACCUCAAGAAGAUAUUGUCGUAAGACAAAAUCAUUUCUUAGGUUUAGAAUUUAGAAGAUAUUUUAUUCGACAACAUUUUUAA